GAGCGCUUCGCAAGUCUUGCGGCUGCGGGCGGAGCCGAAACCUGAGCGCUGUCCGCGGGUCCCUCUGCCCGGCCACCGCGCACUCCUGCCGAGCCCGAGCCCAGCAUGCGCCCCCCAAGCUUCGGGGACUUCUGGCUGCUGCUGCCGCCCCUGCUUGUCGCCGGGCUGUCGGCCGGGCCGCCGCAGAGCUUCUCGCCCUCUCUCAGGAGCUGGUCGGGCGCCCCCUGCAGGCUGUCCCGGGCGGAGUCCGAGCGCCGCUGCCGAGCACCUGGGCAGCCCCCGGGCACCGCCCUGUGCCAUGGCCGGGGCCGGUGCGACUGCGGCGUCUGCAUCUGCCACGUGACCGAGCCAGGCACGUACUUCGGGCCGCUGUGCGAGUGCCACGAGUGGGUCUGCGAGACCUACGACGGGAACACCUGCGCAGGCCACGGGACUUGUGACUGCGGCAAGUGCAGAUGUGACCUGGGAUGGUCUGGGGACGCUUGCCAGUAUCCAACCAACUGUAACCUCACGAAGAAAAAAAGCAACCAAAUGUGCAAGAAUUCUCAAGAUCUCAUCUGCUCCAAUGCAGGUACAUGCCUCUGUGGCAGGUGUAAAUGCGAUGACACGGGUGGAAACGGCCUCGUUUAUGGUAAAUUUUGUGAGUGUGACGACAGAGAGUGUGUAGAUGAUGAAACAGAAGAAAUUUGUGGAGGCCAUGGGAAGUGUUACUGUGGAAACUGUUACUGUGAGGCUGGUUGGCAUGGAGAUAAAUGCGAGUUCCAGUGUGACAUCUCCCCCUGGGAAAGCAAGCGAAGAUGCACGUCUCCGGAUGGCGCAGUCUGCAGUAACAGAGGGACUUGUGUGUGUGGUGAGUGUUCCUGCCAUGAUGUGGAUCCCACUGGAGACUGGGGAGACAUUCACGGGGACACCUGUGAGUGCGACGAAAGAGACUGCAGAUCUGUUUAUGACCGAUAUUCUGAUGACUUCUGCUCAGGUCACGGGCAGUGUAACUGUGGAAGAUGCGACUGCAAAGCUGGCUGGCAUGGGAAGAAGUGUGAACACCCCCGGUCCUGUCCACUGUCUGCCGAAGAGAGCUUCAGGAAGUGUCAGGGCAGCUCAGCCCUGCCUUGCUCGGGAAGGGGCAAAUGCGAAUGUGGUAAGUGCACCUGCUACCCACCUGGGGACCACAGGGUAUAUGGCAAGACCUGCGAGUGUGACGAUCGUCGCUGUGAGGACCUGGAUGGUGUGGUGUGUGGAGGUCAUGGCACGUGUUCCUGUGGUCGCUGUGUUUGUGAGCGAGGCUGGUUCGGCGAGCUCUGCCAGCAUCCGCGGAAAUGCAACCUGACAGAGGAGCACAGCAGGAGCCUGUGUGAGUCCGCAGACGGCACACUGUGCUCGGGGAAGGGUUCUUGUCACUGUGGAAAGUGCAUUUGUUCUGCAGAAGAGUGGUACAUUUCGGGGGAAUUCUGUGACUGCGAUGACAGGGACUGCGACAAGCAUGAUGGCCUCACUUGCACAGGGAAUGGAAUAUGUAACUGUGGAAACUGUGAAUGCUGGGAUGGAUGGAAUGGAAAUGCAUGUGAAAUCUGGCUUGGCACAGAAUAUCCUUAAUAAUUCCAUGGGACAGAAUGGGAUUCUUAUCUUCUUAGAACACUAGAACAUAUAAAUACAAAAGAAACCGUGUAUAACCCACAUUAGGACUGAUUGAAUAGACUAUUGUAUGUUUUUUUCUAUUUCUGACUUUCUGAAUGAAAACUGGGUACCCAUUUAAGAUGAGUUCAGAAGACUCUGAUACAAAUAACACUAGAAAGAACUGUUCCUUCAUAAUUAAUACUAGAGGUUCCUAGUGGGGGCAGUUUUGCACAUAGAACACAUUCAGCCAUGUCUACAGACAGUGGCCAUUGUCAUAUUGGGUGGGUGGGUAUCUGAUUGGUAGAGGUCAAUGAUGGUGCUAAACACUCUGCAGUGCUAAGAAUGCACUGGAACCAAGAAUUUCCUGGCUCCAAAUACCCCAUAGCACUGAAGUCGAAAAGCCUGAAUUGCAGUAUUUAUAAAGCCAUAUUGCCACAUGAGAAUGGUCAUGUUAGAAUCUAAGGAAAAGAACCAUUCUCAUGUAAAUCCAUCAAGCAGAUUUUCCUAGACUUUCUUAUCACUCAAUAUCUCCAAGAGGAGACAAUGAAGAGAAACACACAAAGGUUAGGGAGUCAACAAAUUAUGAGUGUGUCCAAAGGAAAAAUCUUGUUCAUGUAGCAGCUGAGUCAUUGUCUAUCUGGCUUUAAACUCACAAAAGAAGUUUCUUUUAAGAUAAAGGAAGAAAUUA
Octodon degus (degu) is the source of this 2302-nucleotide messenger RNA. RefSeq names its product integrin subunit beta like 1 (gene Itgbl1). Gene Ontology annotation, molecular function: integrin binding. Gene Ontology annotation, biological process: integrin-mediated signaling pathway; cell adhesion mediated by integrin; cell migration. Bases 106 to 1593 code for a protein of 495 amino acids. The transcript has 11 exons. The record is from RefSeq and is a predicted model, not a curated record. Gene Ontology annotation, cellular component: focal adhesion; cell surface; integrin complex. Lineage: Eukaryota; Metazoa; Chordata; Mammalia; Rodentia; Octodontidae.